ACGGUUCUAUUCUGACGUUUAGUUAUAAAGAUGGCCGGGCAUUCGAGUGCGUAAAUUGGGAAUCAUGUGACAUGCCCGAAAUUAAUAAAAGUCACAAGCAGCCAUGAGUCACGACAAGUUUAACUACGCUAAAGUAAACCCGACUGAACUAAAUUCAUCACAUCGACGACACAGCUAUGAAAGUCUAGAUAUGAUUCAAAACAGACACGAUACAGCAGAACGAGUUUAUACAUUUGUCGAUAAUAAACACGACCAGGAAAAUUUAAAGUGGUGGCAAAAGUUUUGUUUACGAUGUCAUGAACCGGAUCCGACGCCCUCUUCGGGGCCUUCAUGGUGGGGUAAAACAUUUCCUUUUCCCCUAUUUCCAACAUUUAGACAGACAGCUCAACAAAUAUGCAUCAUUGUUUUCUUUUUCUUAACAUGGGGUGUUCUGUACGCCGAAAUCGGAGACCCUGUCGGUCUAAAUGGAGAAUUACUUAGCAUGACCUUACUAGUCAUAGCAUCGUAUUUAGUAGGGUGGAUUUGGCUUAAAGUCACAACUUUACCAGCACUGAUCGGCAUGUUACUUACUGGAAUUUUGUUCCAAAACUUACACUUGGUGCACAUGACUGAUACUUAUCGACAACUUAAUCAAGAUCUGAGAAAAAUUGCUCUAGUUAUAAUAUUGAUGAGAGCUGGAUUAGGUCUCAACGCUGAUGUGCUCAGAAAGCAUUACAUAGCUGUUUUACAACUAGGGCUACUCCCUUGGCUUGUCGAAUGCGUGGCCAUUGCUGUCACUUCACAUUAUUUAUUAAAUUUGCCAUGGAUAUGGGGAUUUCUUUUAGGCUCCAUGAUUGCUUCCGUAUCCCCAGCCGUGGUAGUACCUUGUUUAUUUAGACUUCGGGAGGCAGGUUAUGGAGUGGCUAAAGGCAUUCCUACUUUGUUAUUAGCUGCUGCGUCAAUUGACGACUCCGUUAGUGUUGCUGUGUUCGCAAUUAUAUUGAAUGCUAUGUUUUCCACGGGAUCUACUACAUUCAAUAUUAUUAAGGGACCAUUAUCAAUAAUAGCAGGAAUAGUAUUGGGCGGAUUAUGGGGAGGAAUGACAUCUGUAAUUCCAGAAAAAGGAGACACCUACGUAGUUCCUUUGAGAUUCUUAUCGCUAUUUUUGGGAGGUUUAUUCGCACUUUUUAUAUCAAAUUUGAUUGGAUGGAGUGGAGCAGGUCCUUUAGCAAUAGUGUCAUCUGGUUUUAUGGCUGCAUACUUUUGGGAAAAGCAAGGAUGGCCAGUAAAUAAAAACCCCGUGAGCGACUUAUUUAGGAUACUGUGGAUAUUUUUUGAGCCAAUUCUUUUUGCUUUUACAGGAGCACAAAUUACGCUUAGUGCACUUGAUCCAGAUGUAAUAUCUAUGGGUGCUGUUUGUCUUCUAUCCUGUCUAGCUUUGAGGGUAGUUGCAACUUUCCUUAUUAGCUUUGGAUGCGGUCUUAAUCCAAAGGAAAAGCUUUUUAUUGGCCUUACUUGGAUGGCUAAAGCCACCGUGCAGGCAGCAUUAGGCCCCGCAGCAUUGGACCUUGUGAAUAGCGGGCAGUCCGCAGGAAAUCCUAGAGCUGAUGAAGAAAUUUACGCCAAAAGUAUAUUGGCAAUGAGUGUACUUAGCGUCGUAAUUUCAGCUCCCGCUGGCGCUAUAUUUAUUGCACUUACAGGACCAAAAUUGUUAAGUAAAGAUUCACCAACCGCUGAUACCGUAGAAAAUACUGAAAGAGCGUACGACGUUCAAGAAAAUGGUACAUCAACGGACUUAUGACGAAAAGAACAAAAUUAUUAACGCAUAUCAAUUUUUUAUAGAAUAUUUGUUAUAGACAAAAUAUAUUUCACGUUAGAUUAAACAAUAUUAUAGUUGUACUUACAAAACUGAAAAUAUUUAAAUUUUUAUCUUCAUAGUGUACUUAACGUUGAUAAUAUUCAAUGUUCAUUUACAAAAGUACUUAUUUUUAUUAAAAAUAAAAAUUAAAUGUCGUUUUAAA
Molecule: messenger RNA, 2000 nt
Organism: Zerene cesonia (dogface butterfly)
Lineage: Eukaryota; Metazoa; Arthropoda; Insecta; Lepidoptera; Pieridae
Product: sodium/hydrogen exchanger 9B2-like
Exons: 13
Coding region: 104-1780 (558 amino acids)
Biological process (GO): proton transmembrane transport
Cellular component (GO): membrane
Molecular function (GO): antiporter activity
Source: RefSeq, a predicted model, not a curated record